AAUCGGAAGUGGAUGCCAAACAGACGAGGAUAAUGGUGACCCACCGGAAUGCAGUGUGCAUCUCCCAGACCUGUCUAACCUUCCAUCUUCAGGUACAGAUCAAUGCCCAAGCCAGCCAGAUGUUCUUUUACUGACUGUGAAAGACUGUGAGUUCUUAAGUUGCUAUGCAUACCUGCAGCCGAAUCCACUUAAACGCUAUGUUCAUGGUCUUGGUUAUGUCUAGUUUGGCAAAGUUUGUGAUGAAGAGUAUGAGCCUGUGAAAGUUGCCUUGAUGAAAUGCUAUGAGGGCUCUGUUGGUCCUGGAUGUUCUUUAACUGCUGUAAAAGAUGCUGUCACCUGCCUUAAGCCCAUGGGAGUUAUUUCUGUGGGAUAUUGCAGUGGCCUGAACCGUGAAAAAGCCAAACUGGGAGACGCGGUUGUGUGUGCAAAGCUCACAACAUAUGCACCCAAGAUGGUUUUGGAUACUGAAGAGCAAUCAACUGGAACAAGAACUGUUGUCACCAAAAAUUUCCUGAACCUCAUCAAAAAUGUUGCUGAUGGGUGGAAAGCACCACUGAAAAAUCCUGAAACACGAGAAGUGGAAGCACAUGCGGGUGGCGAGUUUUUAAGUGGUCCAGAGAGGAUCAGUGCAGAUUGGCAGCGUGCAAAACUCCUUGAAGCAUACCCCCAGGCUGAUGCAAUUGAACUGGAAGGAGAAGGAGUGUUCACUGCUGCAUUUGAUCUUGGCAUUGAAUGGCUCCUAGUAAAAGGUAUCGCAGAUUUCGCUGAUG
Molecule: messenger RNA, 770 nt
Organism: Stylophora pistillata
Lineage: Eukaryota; Metazoa; Cnidaria; Anthozoa; Scleractinia; Pocilloporidae
Biological process (GO): nucleoside metabolic process
Molecular function (GO): catalytic activity; protein binding
Source: RefSeq, a predicted model, not a curated record